AUGGCCGUAGAAGGAAGAGAGAGGAUUUCCAUGGAAUGUUUCCAUCAAAUCACUAAAGGUCUGGGCACCAACCACAGCAUACAAUUGAGUUCCAUGCAGGUGAUGAACAAGACCCGGCGCAUCAUGGAGCAGGGCGGGGCGCACUUCAUCAACGCCUUCGUGACCACGCCUAUGUGCUGCCCCUCGCGCUCCUCCAUCCUCACCGGCAAGUACGUCCAUAACCACAACACCUACACCAACAACGAGAACUGCUCCUCGCCCUCCUGGCAGGCGCAGCAUGAGAGCCGCACCUUCGCCGUGUACCUCAAUAGCACCGGCUACCGGACAGCCAGGGCCACUGCGGCCCAAAAAAGAGACCUGCCCAGAGGUGAGGUGUUUGUGGCAUAAUCAAAAUGGAAUGCAAGAUCAUGGGAACUCAGAGGGGGCAUGGAAAUCGUAUUCAUCAGACUGAAAGGAAGCUCACAUAUUCUGUGACAUUCUGAGGGCCAAGGGUGGGAGCUUAAGGCUAGUGUUCCAAAAUCUUAGAGACAACAUGAGAAAACAAACUAUCUGAAGAAUACACAUUCUCUAAAGUGGAUUUCCCAAACUUGUCCUUGAAUGUACGGAAGUCACCAAAAAGCUGUCUCCCUAAAGAAGUGCUUUUAUUCAACUAUGCUUCAUUAUUAUACCCUCAUGAAGACUGGGAGCAUAAUGUCAAGUGUAAAG
Molecule: messenger RNA, 705 nt
Organism: Piliocolobus tephrosceles (Ugandan red Colobus)
Lineage: Eukaryota; Metazoa; Chordata; Mammalia; Primates; Cercopithecidae
Product: extracellular sulfatase Sulf-2-like
Exons: 3
Coding region: 1-387 (128 amino acids)
Biological process (GO): positive regulation of Wnt signaling pathway; positive regulation of vascular endothelial growth factor production; glomerular basement membrane development
Cellular component (GO): cell surface; plasma membrane; endoplasmic reticulum
Molecular function (GO): N-acetylglucosamine-6-sulfatase activity; glycosaminoglycan binding
Source: RefSeq, a predicted model, not a curated record